Messenger RNA from Suillus bovinus, 1034 nucleotides. RefSeq lists its product as uncharacterized. The record is from RefSeq and is a predicted model, not a curated record. The transcript is spliced from 4 exons. The coding region runs from base 163 to 987 and encodes 274 amino acids. Lineage: Eukaryota; Fungi; Basidiomycota; Agaricomycetes; Boletales; Suillaceae.
UAAAUAUAGAAAUUCUCUUCCUCUCUCCACCUACUUGGUGAGCAUAUCAAUUUGCUCUGACUUUGUUUGUAGCUGCGCAGUGCAGCACUGGAUCAGAAUGAUUACACUUCAUGUGGAGUACUAGGCCUAACUUCAACGCAACAUCCCUAUUCACUGUACUUCAUGGAAAAUUCUAGAGUCCUCGUUAUCGGAGGUUCACGAAACAUAGGCUAUUAUUCUGCCAUCCGGCUCCUUGCGCUCGGCGCUACUGUUACGUUCCUCCUGCGAUCACCGCAAGUCUUUGACCAGGAUGAAACAAUCCAACAUUACAUUAAAGAAGGUAAAGCUCGCCUCAUUCAAGGCGAUGCACUAGUGAAGGACGAUGUUCGCCGGGCAUGGUCCGAGGCUCAGCAUCAACAGGAAGACAACACCAGACCAGUCGACUUCCUCAUCUUCACAGUCGGCGGAACGCCCCAAUUCUCACUGACAAAAGGAUUCACCAUGACCCCAUUAAAUCUCGUCACCAAAUGCUUCAUAAACGUCCUCGAGACUCUUCCAUCUCCACACCCAAACAUUAUCGCAAUCUCAUCUUUUGGCAUCACGCAUGCCUCCCGCAAAUCAGUUCCCCUCCUUCUCAAACCACUUUAUAAGUACGCCCUACCCAUAAUGCACAAAGACAAACGUGGCAUGGAGGAAGCUAUAUCUCAUAGCGCUGGGUGGAAGUGGGAUGCAAGAGACAGCGCGGGCGAUGAGAUUCUCGGUGUUGAUUGGACAAGCAAUAUCCCCAAUGCUGGAGAUUUUAAAAAUAUAGCUGUCAUCAGGCCCGCGUUAUUGACUGACGGGGAGUGUCGCGCGGACGUGAAAGGUAGCGAGGCGUAUAGAGUGAAAGACGGGGAUCUAGAGAGCAGUUGGUCGGUUUCGAGGAAGGAUGUGGCACAUUUUCUCGUGGAGGGUAUGGUGAAGCAUUGGCAGGAGUGGGAGGGUAAAUGUACAAGUAUUGCUUAUUGAUGACUCGUCAUACUGUAGGAAUCAACUCAAUUCGACACCCCCAUGUG